Messenger RNA from Seriola aureovittata, 1873 nucleotides. It is a transcript of the gene f7, whose product is annotated as coagulation factor VII. Gene Ontology annotation, biological process: proteolysis; blood coagulation. Gene Ontology annotation, molecular function: serine-type endopeptidase activity; calcium ion binding. The record is from RefSeq and is a predicted model, not a curated record. Gene Ontology annotation, cellular component: extracellular region. Bases 72 to 1424 code for a protein of 450 amino acids. The transcript has 8 exons. NCBI's taxonomy places the organism in Eukaryota, Metazoa, Chordata, Actinopteri, Carangiformes, Carangidae.
GGGGGGGGGGGGGGGUGGAUCAGACUUUGGACCGUUGCGUCCACAAAGAAGCAGCACAGCACUCGGCUCUGAUGAAGGCGAUGUGGCUCAGAGUCUUCUUCACCCUGGUCUUCAGCCUCUGCGGCUGCCAGCCGGCGUCAGUCUUUCUGGAUCCAGAUCGAGCCCAUGGCGUCCUGGUCCGGACUCGGAGGUAUAACUCGGGCUGGUUCGAAGAGCUGCAGAUGGGAGAUCUGAAGAGGGAGUGUCUGGAGGAGAAAUGUUCGUACGAGGAGGCCCGGGAGGUCUUUGAACACACCGAGACCACGAACGAGUUCUGGACGACGUACAACGUCCCAGACAGCUGUAAGUCCAGCCCCUGUCUGAACGGUGGCAGCUGCUCCACCCAGAGUUCGUCCUACACCUGCUUCUGUCUGCCACAGUUCAGUGGACUCAACUGUGAGCUUGAGUUCCUGGCCGUCCCCAACACCUGCCUGCUGGAGAACGGAGGCUGUGACCAUUUCUGUGAUGAAGACAAGGAAGCACAAAGAGUUAACUGCUCGUGUGCAGACGGCUACUUCCUGGAUGCUGACGGGCAGAGCUGCGUAGCGAUAGGGUCGAUAGCGUGUGGCAUGGUGCCUGUCCUGCAGGCUAAAAACAAAGCCCACCAGCUGGACUCUCGAGCUCGAAUCGUUGGAGGGACAGAGUGUCCCAAAGGUGAAUGUCCCUGGCAGGUUUUGCUGAUGUACAAAGACAAAGGUUUCUGUGGAGGAGUGAUUUAUAAACCCACGUGGAUCCUCACAGCGUCUCACUGUAUGGAGAACACAGACAUCCGGUUCCUGAAGGUGGUCGCAGGUGAACACAACACAGGUGUGAAGGAGGGCACGGAGCAGUUCAUCCAUGUGUCUGAGAUCAUCAUGCACGAGAAUUACGUGAUGCAAACCGCCGACAACGACAUCGCCCUCCUUCGCCUGGCGUCGCCCAUCACCUACACACAGUACGCCGUCCCAGUGUGCCUGCCGACUCGCCGCCUGGCUGAGCUCGACCUCUGGGCCAUCCAUCUGCACACGGUGAGCGGCUGGGGGAGGAGGGGCGAGAAUGGACCCACCUCGCACCUCCUGCGACGCCUGAAGGUGCCACGGAUCCGGACGCAGCAGUGCAUGGCAGAGAGCGGCGUGGUGCUCACCAAGAACAUGUUCUGUGCCGGGUACAUCGAGGGCCGGCAGGACUCGUGUAAAGGCGACAGCGGCGGGCCCUUGGUGACGCAGUACAAGAACACCACGUUCCUGCUGGGCAUCGUCAGCUGGGGGAAGGGCUGCGCCCGACCGGGCAACUACGGCAUCUACACCCGGGUGUCCAACUACCUGGAGUGGAUUCAUAACCGAACGGCGACGACAGAUCGUCCGAAAAACCUCACAGAGGCUCUGACUCACAACCUGACCACCUGAGGGCCGGUGUGGACCGGAUCAACUGCCCAGGGGCCUCGUUGUUGGGCCCCUGUGGAGCGACCAGAGCUGACACCAUAACAACGUUGAUCAUCGAAUAAUCGUUUAGUCAUUUAUCAGGAAAAAACUUGUUCCAGCUUCACAAACGUUAAGAUGUGUUUGUCAUGAACGACAGAACAAACCAGCGACCUCUGUGUUUCAGACUGUUGAAUAAAAGAAAACAUCUGCUCCAGCUGUUUACACUUCUGAUUAUUAUCUGACGUUUUAACGACUGAGGAUUAAUUAAUUUAUCAAAAAGCUUUACUUCAGCAUAAUCUAACGAUGUACACCAGCCAGUGAGCUUCAGUCUUUAUGUUUAACAAGAAUAAAAGUGUCAGUUACACUGAUAAUAAUUUAUAAUCUGACUUCACUGUUUUGUAGGAAUAAAACAAAAUAUUUCACACCUAAAAAAA